This is a messenger RNA of Suillus discolor, 1329 nucleotides long. RefSeq lists its product as uncharacterized. The transcript has a single exon. The record is from RefSeq and is a predicted model, not a curated record. NCBI's taxonomy places the organism in Eukaryota, Fungi, Basidiomycota, Agaricomycetes, Boletales, Suillaceae. The coding region runs from base 94 to 1080 and encodes 328 amino acids.
CGGCACCCCUAAAAUGGAAUGCAAAGACAUAGGUCUAUGGAAAAAAGUUUUGAAUAGGAGGACCAUCAUACGCAGAGUUUACAACUAACUGUGAUGAGCGCUCAAACAAAACUUCCAUUUCAAAAGAUCGGUCUCCGAGGAGAGUCGACUCGGAGUGGUCACGGUGGAGAUCGCCGUAAUCGGCUUCGAGAAAUCGCCCAGAGCACGAUGAACGCGAUCGAGAAUGGCACGGUCAUCAUCGCCAACGUCUCCCAUGAUCUCGUUGCCAAAGUCAACUUCUCCAAUCAUAACACUCGCUACUAUGCUCCAGAUGAUAUACUGUCCACCUGGUCCACCAGUGACCCACCACGUAAUGCUGCAGCUACGAAAUCUCAGGUAUCUAUCCUCGAGAUUUCGACACUUGAUGGUGCUACAUUGUUGUUCAAUACCCUUUCAUCUCGUUCUACCAGCUUCGGUCGGAUAGCAAUCUUGAACUUUGCGUCUGCUACACGACCUGGAGGCGGUUUCUUGAAUGGGGCACAAGCUCAAGAGGAGUCCAUAGCCCGGUCAUCUACGCUUUACCCCUCUCUAAUGACGGACAGCGCACAACACUUCUACCAACUACACACUCAUGAUAGAAACCGAGGGUUUUAUCAUCACGCGAUGGUCUACACACCUUCUGUCGUGAUCUUGAAGGAUGAUGCAGGGAAUUGGACGUCGCCUUUUGAAGUCGACGUUCUAACAAGUGCAGCUGUAAACGCUGGCGAUGUGAGGAAGAGGAUCGAGGAUGAAUCAGAGCUUGCAGAUAUCGAGAAGCCUAUCGAAUAUGUCAUGAAAGAAAGAAUGGCGCGCAUUCUGUUCUUGUUUGAACAGCAGGGUGCCAAGAACAUCGUCUUGGGCAGUUUUGGGACGGGGGUAUUCCAAAACGAUGUCGAGGUUAUUGCGAGGAUCUGGGCAGAGUUAUUGACGGUGAAAGGUGCGCGAUACCGGCAUUCCUUUGAUCGCGUAGUAUUCGCCAUCCUCGGGAAGAAUACAUUUACCACUUUCGAGCAAUCAUUCGAGAAGCAGACUAGCACUGAUACCGCAGUCAUCCAUAACUGAGUAUUGCGAAAAUCUAUUGGAUCAUGGGUCUUUGGAUUGGUCUCCGUGACCUCAAAUCAAACCAGUGCUCGUCUGGCAUGGUUUAAUUAAGCAUGGAUCAGCAACACUCACUCUAAAUUUUGGCCCGUUGCGUCCACACAGAUACUCCGCCUAAUUACACUCGAUGGCGGCCUAGAAUCAGUGAUGCAACAUAGUCUCCUGCUUUAUGACUCAUCGACUCACCGCGAGAACAAGCGAGCUGCUGCGGCC